UCAAUGUCUUCUUCGACCAUAUUCUUAUAUGCGUAGCAAAAUGAUGCAUACAUACAUACUUAAUUUGAUCCUAGAUAUUAUGCUUAGCAUGAAAAUGAGUUGCGUUGGCGGAAGUAUUAUUGUUGUGAUUUCAUGAAUUGUUUGCUUUAUUCAUUUUUUGCAUAGUAGAGAAAAUUAUACAUUGUCUGAAAUUACUUAGUGAUGCAAUUGGAUUUUGUUAUCAAUGAACGUUCCAAUGAUUGCAAUAGUGCAAAUCGUACGUGUUUCAUGAAAGCACGUAAUACGCAUAUAUACAUAAUCGUAAAAAUACUAACCAAGCAUGAAUCAAUAUCUUGAGUCAUACAUAUUAAGGUUUAUGGUCAUUCAUUCAUGAAAAAUCGGAUAUCAAGACAAACAAACGAAAAAUUGUGCCCAGUCCAAGCGUUUGUCUGACGCAGAAACUGGUAAAUAUUUUUCCGUUAUGAUGGAAGAUACUCAUCAUUACUUUCACGUGCAUCAUAAUUCAACAUUUGGGAAAGGUUUGAUAAGAUCUAAUUAUUUUAAAAGUUAAAAUACAUUUGUCAUAUCCCGAAAAUUUAGAACGUCAAUACCCACUGGACUUUGGAAAUGAAGGAUUCAUGGUUUUUGGCUCUUCAUUGCUUUGGUUUAUGAUUCCUGGGUGUGGAUUAUUUUACAGUGGAAUGGCGAAAAGUACAAGUGCAUUGUCUAUGAUGACUCUAUCACUUUGGUCGAUCGCGAUAGCUUCCAUUCAAUGGUUCUUAUUUGGUUACUCACUUUCAUUUUCUUUGACAAGCCACAAUUCUUUCAUUGGGGAUUUCAACAAGGCAUUUUAUAUUGGAGUCCGGGAAGAGGCGUAUCCAACUGCAGUACGAAUAAGCGAAAUUUCCUUUUGCUUCUACCAAGGCGUUACUUCCACACUGCCGGCAGCACUAUUAUCUGGAGCCUUAGCCGAAAGGGCACGUAUCCUGCCUGCCCUUGUUUUCAUAUUCUUGUGGAACACCUUUGUAUACUGCCCCUGCGCUUUCUGGUCUCUCAACCCAAAUGGUUGGUCAUUCCAAACAGGAGUGCUAGACUUUGGGGGCGGUGCCCCAGUGCAUGUACCAGCUUCAGCAGCCGCAAUUGCUUACUGCUACCAUCUUGGUCCAAGAACUCAAGAACAAAAGGAAGCCAAACCACAUAAUAUGGCGAUUCUUGUUCUGGGCACGAUCUUUAUUUGGUUUGGGUCUUUUGGAUAUAAUUCGGGAUCAGCCUUCGGAGCGACACUUCAGGCUGUUUUUUCUUGUGUGGUCACCAAUCUGUCUGGGUCCAUUGGUUCCAUCACGUGGGCGUUUCAAGACUACCUCAGCAACGGAAAAUGUACCGCUUUUGGAUUUUGUGCGGGUGCCGUAAUCGGGCUCAUCGUGAUCACCCCUGCCUCUGGAUUCGUCCAUCCUGCUGCGGCCUUUCCAAUCGCUAUUAUAGGAACGGUCGUUUGUCGCUGGGGUCACUUGGCUAAGACGAAUUGGAAAUUCGAUGACACAUUAGAUGUAUUCGCAAUGCAUGGUCUCGCAGGAAUCGUUGGAAUUUUGCUAACAGGAGUGUUUGCCCACACGGCGUAUGGUGGAGAAGAAAUUGGUCUUGGAGGAAUGGUUGAAGGUCAUUAUAUGCAAAUUUUGUAUCAGCUUGCAGAUACUUGUGCUGGCUUCACUUGGAGCAUUUCAGUAUCAUUUUUCUUACUUUUUAUCAUGAAUAAAAUUCCAUUUCUUCGGCUGCGGAUGGAACCUGAGCAUGCUCGAGAAGGAAUGGAUCUCGAUCAAAUGGGAAUUGCAUGUUAUGAGCACAUUGAGGAAAUAAAGAUACAAGUUGAUACAGCUACGUGGAAAAUCGAUCCUACUGAUUUCGUAGACAAGAAGCAACAUAAACAAGACUUAAUCAUUCUGAAUCCUCAGACAAUUCAUCAACCAGUACAUCAGAUAACCAAUAAUCAUAACUACAAAGAAGCGCAGAUUUACACCGACCAAAUGAAUGAGGAGGAGAAGGAUUUCGUGCCACCAAACAAUUGGCGUAAUUAUUGGUGGUCAUGGAAGGCAUGACUGACGACCACCUUACAAUCCAGGAUAAUGAACGGGAUGUUACGUUGUUGUACGUAUGCGAUGCGAAUAUUGAAUAGUUGGGCUUCAUUGUCCAAGUUUUUAUGCUUCCA
Messenger RNA from Folsomia candida, 2182 nucleotides. RefSeq names its product ammonium transporter 2-like. Gene Ontology annotation, biological process: ammonium transmembrane transport. The transcript is spliced from 16 exons. Gene Ontology annotation, molecular function: ammonium channel activity. Gene Ontology annotation, cellular component: plasma membrane. The record is from RefSeq and is a predicted model, not a curated record. The coding region runs from base 618 to 2072 and encodes 484 amino acids. NCBI's taxonomy places the organism in Eukaryota, Metazoa, Arthropoda, Collembola, Entomobryomorpha, Isotomidae.